AUGGCAGGCAAGAAACAAGGAUACAUUUCGGAUGUUAUUGCCGAAUACAAGAAACCUUCUUUUAAUGCCGUUAAUAUUAACACUUAUAAUGCUAUUACAGCCGUCAAAACCCCACCGAAGGGUAUUNUAAAACGUGUAACCAGAUCUACCGAAAUAGUUUCCACUUCAAAACCAUCUCCUGAUACUGUGAUUAAUGAC
Cinara cedri is the source of this 198-nucleotide messenger RNA. Lineage: Eukaryota; Metazoa; Arthropoda; Insecta; Hemiptera; Aphididae. The record is from the annotation of a GenBank genome assembly.